Messenger RNA from Trypanosoma rangeli, 1857 nucleotides. Its product is annotated as putative RNA-binding protein. The transcript has a single exon. Gene Ontology annotation, molecular function: RNA binding. Lineage: Eukaryota; Euglenozoa; Kinetoplastea; Trypanosomatida; Trypanosomatidae. The record is from RefSeq and is a predicted model, not a curated record. Bases 1 to 1857 code for a protein of 618 amino acids.
AUGGACCGCUUCCUCGGCACUAUCGUGGAUGACGAGAACGGCGCCAGCUGCAACUACGCCAACAAUGAGGGUCACGACUCCAUACAACUAUUUCUGAAGACGGACGAGCUGGCCGACGUUUUGGGCGGGAUAGGCGAUGAGAAUGGACACGCUGAAGUGGAAUCGCGAGGCAGCGACGUGCAGGCAGACACAAAACGCUUUCCUACCUUCAACACCUACACAGGCCCCUUUUCUCAGUCGCUGACAAGCAACACCUCCGAUCGGCAAGUGCUGGGUAGCUGCGGAAAGGGUGGGAACACCUACGACACGGGCGCUUGGAUAACUGACCCCGCCACAUCCAUUGCCUCCAUGACGGCGCCUAACGUGACGACCCCGACGGGAUCCCCCAUCGCCACCAAGACAUUAGAGGCGGGCGCAGUAAUGCCGGCGAAGGUGUCAACUGCGGUCACACCGAUCUCCACACGGAAUACAGUGGCAACAAAUUCUCAGUCAGCAUCGACGACGGGUGACACUGUGCGACUCUCGGUGCGUAACAACGUGUACGUCAGUGAACUUCCACCACACUGGAACACGGAAAAACUGCGCAGCGUAUGUAGUUCUUUUGGAACUAUCAUUUCUGCCAAGGUGGUGCAUGACGGGGCAACCAACAAAUCCCGCGAAUACGGCUUUGUGAUGUUUGAAACUGAGGAGCAAGCAACCUUGUGUGUGGAAUCCCUUAAUAACUGUUCUAUGGCUGGAAAGAUUUUGGCGUGCCGCCUGGCACAUGAAAGGGCAAUGCCUUCUUUUGCCCACGUUGAGAGUGUUUCGUGGAGUCCUUGUACCACCGCUAAUGUCACUCCCUCCAUGGGCUUUAUUACUCCGCAAGAAGCCUCUUUGGAAUCGUCGCGUCCGUGCAAUUCGGAGUCCUUCGAGGCAUCCUGCCCAAUCUCACAAACUGGGCAAGGCAACAGUGCGCUUGAGCAAAGCGCGCCUUCAGGCUUGCGUAAAAGUCGCAAUGUGUUCAUUCAAGGAUUACCCCUGCACUGGAAUACGGACAAACUACGUGGGCUGUGUGGCACGUGCGGAAAAGUCCUACGGGCCAAAGUGGUACGUGAUGCAACAACGAGCCUGCCAUGUGGUCAUGGAUUUGUGUUGUUUGAGACGGAACAAAUGGCGACUGUCUGUGUUGUGACUCUGAAUGGAUUUGUUGUUGAGGGGCGUACACUGGCGUGUCGUUUGGCGCAUGAAAAGCGAACCCCACCACACGUUUCCCCGUUGAAUAAUGACGGCCUCACAGCAACGCCAGGGAUGCAGCCACUGUCUUCCUCUGAACGAACCUCUGUAGUCACCGACCCACUUGUUACCCCCACAGCAAAUUUUUUGUCACCCGUCGGAAUCGUCGAUGCGAGCACCGCUCAGUCAAACAUUGCCUUCAUGCCUCUUUCAAACUACGGCAAGUGGCCCGCAGUUGGCAUGGUUCCUAGUGACACAGGGGGUGGUCUCUUGCAGGCGCUGUCGUACACAGCUAUGACGGCUCCCUCCUCGUUUCUCGGUCAAGCCACCAUGGCGACUCCGCAAUCCUACUCGGCAUUCCCAUCGCCAGGGGCCAUUCCGGGUUUAUCGGCGCAGCACGCGGAAUACAAUAUGGUUCCAAGCAUGGAACAUCAGUUUACACCGCUUCCAGGUAUUCCAAACACUUACAUAAUUGCAAUGCCGUGCGCUUCCCCGGGGAUGGGACGGGUCUCGGGUUCCUCUGCUUCCACGAUGGCCGUCGCCACAACCGCCUUGCCGUUGUCAAUGGCAACAAUCGGCGCCCAAACGGCGGACCUGUCCGUCGUAUCCUCGGAGCUCAUGCGAGGCUACCUUGGACCCCCCUGA